Acipenser ruthenus (sterlet) is the source of this 5162-nucleotide messenger RNA. RefSeq names its product exostosin-like glycosyltransferase 3 (gene extl3). The transcript has 6 exons. Gene Ontology annotation, molecular function: glycosyltransferase activity. The record is from RefSeq and is a predicted model, not a curated record. Lineage: Eukaryota; Metazoa; Chordata; Actinopteri; Acipenseriformes; Acipenseridae. Bases 694 to 3459 code for a protein of 921 amino acids. Gene Ontology annotation, cellular component: membrane.
ACCGCUCUUAUCAGGAAGGGAGUCUGCGUGCCGGGUACCCAGAAUGCAUCGGCAGAAGCCUUUGCCUAAACCAGGCCAGCCCUCCUCUAACAAUGCAGUCGGGGAACUGUACGCAGACUUUGCUUAGUACCAGAUUUAACCACAGGUACAAUAAAUCAACGACAAAUAAUUAAAUAUAUCAGAUAUGUGACAUAGGCAUCAUUUCACAAGUGGGACGUGUUUUACAUUGGAUUAUCCGAGUGAAAAUUUUUUCGCUGUGGAUCCUUGAAUAUCUACUCACUGCUCAAAUGGCAAAUCCAUUAUCCUUGGGCCUGUUUCCAUGAUGCUGUGUGCCACUGCUCAGGAUUGCCAACUUCUGUCUAGGCCACCCUGUUGCCAUGGAAACUUGCACUCCAUCAGCUAGCGUUGAUCAUGGCAAGGAAUCUAGAUCGGCAAGGCUUAUAAAAAUGGCCAAUAAGAGAUUGGCAAAUUGGGAAUGAAUAUAUUAAAUACCAUUUGAGAGGAGAGAAAAAGAUCAAAUUUCCUUUCUAUUGGUGUUUCACCAAUAUCAUAUUUUUUUGAUUAACCCAAAAAAGACAUUAACCUGUUAUGUUAUUAUGGCUCCAGAUCCCACAUGAUAUAAAAUAUUUUCACUUUGUUUUUAUAUGAAUGUAUUUAUUAAAUUAAAAAAGUAAGACAAGCAUAACCUGCCACAUGACUGGCUAUACCAUGCUACGGAACGGUGGUGGGACAGCAAAUGGUGCCCAACCCUGGGUGUUGCGCUGGUCUAACCGAAUAAGGCUGACCUGGUUAAGUUUCACGCUGUUUAUCAUCCUGGUCUUUUUUCCACUGAUUGCCCACUACUACCUCACCACUAUUGAUGAGUCGGAGGAGGCCGGCAAGCGAAUAUUUGGCCCGCGACCAGACAGUGAGCUUUGUGAGGUGAAGCAUGUGCAGGACCUGUGCCGUAUCCGUGAGUCUGUGAGUGAGGAGCUGCUGCAGCUGGAGUCCAAGCGCCAGGAUCUCAAUGGAGAAAUAGCCCGACUCAACCUGAAGAUCGAAGCCUGUAAAAAAAGUAUUGAAAAUGCCAAACAGGACCUUCUUCAACUUAAGAAUGUCAUAAGCCAGACUGAGCACUCCUACAAGGAGCUCAUGGCCCAGAACCAGCCCAAGCUCUCUCUGCCUGUCCGCUUAUUUCCAGAUAAGGACGACACGGGCCUGCCUCUGCCUAAAUCGCACCGCUCCUGUCGACUACACUCCUGCUUUGACUACUCCCGCUGCCCGCUAACUUCUGGCUUCCCUGUUUAUGUUUAUGACCCAGACAGCUAUGCCUGGGGUGCUGCCCUGGAUCCACUUGUCAAACAGGCCUUUGCCACUUCUGCAAAAAGUAGUAUUUAUGUCACAGAUAACCCAAGCAUUGCCUGUAUUUAUGUGGUCCUUGUUGGUGAACUUCAAGAGCCAUCAUCAUUGACCACAGGAGAUUUGGAGAGGCAGCUCCAUGCUCUACCUUACUGGAGAAAAGACGGGCACAACCACUUGUUGGUCCAUUUGUCCCGUAAAUCACUGACCCAAAACUUUCUUUCUAACGUCAGCAUGGGCCGGGCUGCUGUGGCCCAGUCCACUUUCUUUGAGAAUCAGUACCGGCCCAGUUUUGAUCUAGUCACCUCACCCUUGGUUCAUGCCCUCUCAGAGCCCAACUUCCUAGGGGUGCCCCCACAGGUGCCUGUGAAAAGGAAGUACCUCUUUACUUUCCAGGGAGAGAAAGUGGAGUCCUUGCAUAGCAGCCUGCAGGAGGCACCCCCUCGCUCGUUCGAGGAGAUGGAAGGGGACCCUCCUGCAGAUUACGAUGACCGUAUAAUUGGCACACUGAAAGCAGUUCAGGACAGCCGCCUUGACCGGGUGCUGGUGGAGUUCACCUGCAAGAAUCACCCUCAGCCCAGUCUUCCUACAGAAUGGGCACUAUGUGGGGAGCGGGAGGAGCGUCUCAAACUUCUCAAGGUCUCCACUUUUGCCCUGGUGAUUGCACCAGGUGACGGCAGAAUGGUGGCCUCAGCUGGUUGUGGCAUGCGACUCUUUGAGGCCCUGGAGAUGGGUGCUAUCCCUGUGGUUCUGGGUGAUCAGACCCGAAUGCCAUACCAUGACCUGAUCCACUGGAGUGAAGCUGCACUUAUAAUCCCCAAACCACGUAUCACAGAAGUACACUUCCUCAUACGUAGCAUCUCUGACAACGAUCUGCUUGUCAUGCGCCGACAAGGGCGCUUCCUUUGGGAGACCUACUUCUCCACAGCUGAGAACAUUUUCGGAACCAUUCUGGCCGCCCUAAGGACUCGCAUUCAGAUUCCUGCCACUCCCAUCCGGGAGGAACUGGCCCAGGAGAUCCCACACAAGUCUGGCAAGGCUGCUGGUACAGAUCCCAACAUGGCAGAUAAUGGUGACCUGGACUUGGGCCCCGUGGAGACGGAGCCACCUUACGCAUCACCACGCUACCUGCGUAAUUUUACCUACACAGCAGCAGACACAUUCCACGGCUGGAACCGGCCUCCUGGGCCAUUUCACCUUUUUCCCCACACACCACUGGACCCCGCCCUGCCCUCUGAGGCCAAAUUCCUGGGCUCAGGAACAGGGUUCCGCCCCAUUGGUGGGGGUGCAGGUGGCUCUGGGAAGGAGUUCCAGGCAGCAUUGGGGGGCAAUGUGCCUCGGGAGCAGUUCACGGUGGUAAUGCUGACCUACGAGAGGGAGGAGGUGUUGAUGAACUCGCUGGAAAGGCUCAAUGGGUUACCCUAUCUCAACAAAGUGGUAGUGGUCUGGAACUCCCCUAAGCCCCCCUCUGAUGACCUGCUCUGGCCAGACAUUGGGGUCCCCAUCAUGGUUGUGCGAACAGAGAAAAAUAGUUUGAACAACCGUUUCCUACCGUGGGAUGCCAUCGAGACAGAGGCGAUCUUGUCCAUUGAUGAUGAUGCCCAUCUCCGCCAUGAUGAGAUAAUGUUUGGAUUUCGUGUGUGGCGGGAAGCCAGGGACCGAAUCGUGGGGUUUCCAGGGAGGUACCAUGCCUGGGAUGUAAACCACCAGUCAUGGCUCUACAACUCCAACUAUUCAUGUGAGCUGUCCAUGGUGUUGACAGGGGCUGCCUUUUUUCACAAGUACUAUGCAUACCUGUACUCCUAUGUGAUGCCCCAGGCCAUUCGCGACAUGGUGGAUGAGUAUAUCAACUGCGAGGACAUUGCUAUGAACUUUCUGGUCUCUCACAUAACCAGGAAACCACCCAUCAAGGUGACAUCUCGCUGGACCUUCCGCUGCCCCGGCUGCCCCCAGGCCCUCUCACACGAUGACUCACAUUUUCAUGAGCGGCACAAAUGCAUCAACUUCUUUGUCAAGGUGUAUGGCUACAUGCCACUGCUCUACACACAGUUCCGCGUGGACUCUGUGCUCUUCAAAACAAGGCUACCACACGACAAGACCAAAUGCUUUAAGUUCAUCUAGAAUCCCAAAGAUGGAACUCGAAGGAACUCGAGAGAGGGUGAUAAUAAAGAAACUAUGUUUGUACCUGGCAAACAAAUGAAAGCACAACACAGCUGCUGCUUUUUUACAGGACCACUCUUGGGGGCAGAUAUACUUACCAACGGAAACUUUUACAAACACAAAAUGUUGUUAUUUUGCUAGUGACCACUACAUUUCACAAGUUGCAACUAAGUUUGGUUGCUUGUAAACAAACUGGGUCCAUUUAGUGGCCACAUAAUUUGGGCAACUAAAGACAUUUGCCUUAGUGGUCCUCAGACCAACGUUAAUAAUUUAAAGAGAAAAAUGGUAUUUGUUGUUGGGGGCUGGAGUAAAUACAAGGUACAGGCUAGGGUUUUGAAAGAAAUUAGUUUGUCAUUGCACAUAUUUAAAAAUGUUGUUUUUUUUCUAUGUGCGGGACAACCCAAAUUUUUAAGGCUUUGAGUUUUUUAGACAAUUACAAAUAUAACCUUGUGUUUGCUGAUGUCUCCAAACUACACAUUUGUGAACAGGGACUUGACAUUAGUGAUGUUGGGAAUUUUAAAAGAAAGUAAGGAAAUAAGAUACAUGUUCUCAAAGAGAGAAGACGAUGGAAGAGUCUAGGUAUAGUUAAGAGGGUGUGUGUGCACAUCUUUGUUGUUGAAGAUGAUCUGCCUAGAGCAACGUUUUUAUUUUCUCAUUUCCAACUGGACAAGAUAUAAAGUAACCUUCAUAACAAUUCCACAGAAGAGCCUGCAAAGUGCUUCACAUGGCCAUUAGUGGCCAUCUCUUGUGGUGGGGUGGUCCUUUUUUAGAUUUAAAUAAUUUUAUGUGGGUGAAUGGAUCCUUAAAGUGUGUAGGUUGAGCAUCCGUGUCUCUCAACUAUGUUUUUUUCUUUUGAGGGGUAGUUGGGAGAGAAUUCUCUCAGCCUGUGCUUAAUGUUGGAACUAGGUUUGAGAUGGUACAGUAUCAUGCGUAAUGCAACCUGGGGGGGAAAAAAACUCAAGCAAGUCUAGUUCUAAUGCAUCUUGAUUAGAAGGAGUUGUCUUUGUCAAAAAAUAGUGGUCCAGCAUGGAAAGUAGACCUGUUGGCACAAACCUGUGGCCAAAUAGUGCAAGGAAUACUGGAACUUUUGCAGAACUUGACCCCAGUCUUACCAAUAAAAGAAGACGUUGUUGGGGAAUCAUGCUGUUGUAUGAGCUCAAAUGGACUCAGAAUGGACACCGAUUUUAUAUAUUUAAUUGUAGUCUGCGAAAACAUGUAACUCAUAAAAAAAAUUAUAUAUAUAUAUAUAUAUAUAUAUAUAUAUAUAUAUAUAUAUAUAUAUAUAUAUAUAUAUAUAUAUAUAUAUAUGAGAGUGUGUGUAGAUCUAGAUCUAGAUCCACCUGGGGCUGGUUGUACGUACAAGAUCAGUGGAGCCGGAUCAUGACGGUUUUACUAUGUAUUAGCUUAGUGUGUUUAUGUGUGUGUGUAUAUAUAUCUCUCUAUCUCUUUAUCUAAACAAUGUUACCUUGUGCAAAUAUAGACAUCAAUAAAAAUGAAAUAUUAUUAUACCAAAUUAAUCAUGGUAUAUUGCUUACUUAAAUCUCACAGACUCUCGCAUCUCUUUGUAUUUCAUUACUGAAAGUUUGUCAAUGUUCCAAAAACUGUUGGCAUCAUGUUUUACUAAACAUUUUUAAACUUAAUAAAUAAACAAUUACCAUAACAAA